GUUCCGUCAAAGUUCAAACUGAGCCCCCGCCGCCGCUCAUACACCUCCGGUGACGAUCAAAGCCGACGGAAUCAGGUCCGAUCAUCUUCUCAAAAUUAGCAGCGUAUUUUAACGCUUUUGGUUAUGGCGGCCGCCAUGGUGGAGGACAGAGCUUUCCCUGUGAAGCCUAAGCUCAAACCUAAUACUCGCAAGUCUACGUCAACUCCAGAAUCCAAAUACUGGAAAUCAUUCAAAACCCCAAAGGAACUCCCGCCGCAAACCCCAGCUUCCGGUAUAACCUCCAUCGCAUUCUCCCCGACCUCGCCGUAUGACUUCGCGGCCACACACUCUGCUUCGGUCUCCAUCUUCUCCGCGCAGACUUUCAAACGUAGGACAAUCUCCUCCGCCUUCUCUGACACCGCCACCGCCGCCGCUUUCCGCUCUGACGGUCGCCUCCUUGCUGCCGGUGAUCUUUCCGGUGCGGUCCACGUCUUUGACCUAAAAUCCCGGGUCCCAUUGCGUCGCCUCCGCGGCCACUCGCGCCCGGUGCGCGUCGUCCGCUAUCCCCGGGCGGACAAGCUCCACCUAUUCUCCGGUGGCGAUGAUGCGGUUGUUAAGUAUUGGGAUGUCACUACUGAGACUCGAAUUUAUGAUCUGUUGGGCCAUAAGGACUAUGUCAGGUGCGGCGACUGCUCUCCAGUAAGCGAUGACAUGUUUAUUUCCGGUUCAUAUGAUCAUACUGUUCAGGUUUGGGAUGUUAGGGUAAUGAACUCAGGCUCAGUGAUGAAAAUUAACCAUGGAAAGCCGGUUGAGGAUGUAAUUUACUUGCCAUCCGGGGGGUUAAUUGCAACUGCGGGUGGGAAUUCUGUGAAAAUUUGGGAUGUUAUUGGGGGUGGGGGGUUGUUGCAUGAGAUGGAGAGUCACAACAAGACUGUAACUUCUCUUUGCGUUGGGAGAAUUGGGAAAGAAACCGGAGAAGAGGCUAAUCAGUAUCGCAUUUUGAGUGUUUCUUUGGAUGGCUACAUGAAAGUUUUUGAUUAUUCCAAGUUCAAGAUUACCCAUUCCAUGAGGUUCCCAAAUCCACUUUUGUCAGUUGCCUUCUCACCGGAUUGCUCUACUAGGGUGAUUGGAACUUCAAAUGGACUUCUCUAUAUUGGGAAGAGAAAGGCUAAGGACAGUGCUGGUGAAGAGUUGGGGAGUUCUAUGGGUUUUGGUGCUGUAGAGGCACCUCAUAGGCGGGCAUUGAGGCCGUCCUAUUUUAGGUACUUCCAGAGGGGGCAAAACGAGAAGCCCUUGGAAGGGGAUUACUUGAUUAUGAGGCCGAAGAAGGUAAAGUUGGCAGAGUACGAUAAGAUGUUCAUGAAAUUUAUGCAUAAGGAGGCCUUGUUAGCUGCUUUAAAUGCAAAAAACCCAGAUUCUGUGGUAGCUGUUAUGGAGGAGUUGGUAGCCAGGAAGAAAUUGUUGAAAUGUGUGUCAAAUUUGGACAAUGAGGAGCUUGGUUUGCUUUUGAAGUUUCUUCAGCGGUACUUGACAAUGCCUAGAUAUGCAGGGUUUUUGAUGGCAUUGGCCAAGAAAGUUAUUGAUUUAAGGGGUGAGGAUAUUAAAGCCUCCGAUGCGUUGAAGGGCCACAUUAGGAACCUAAAGCGAGAUGUCGAGGAAGAAAUUAGAAUACAACAGACUUUGCAAGAGAUACAGGGUAUAGUUUCCCCCUUGUUAAAGAUUGCUGCAAGAAGAUGAAAGCAAUAUCCAAAAUCAUUAUCUUUUGCUUAAGUAGUAAUUUGUUAGAUCAAAAUUUUGUUCCCUGAGAUAUUUAUAGUUGCUAUCAUUGGAAACUCAGACCAGUCAGUUUUGUAGGUUAGAAUCUAUCAAACUAAUGUAUUGGUACUUUGUUGUUUGUGUACUUUGGUUGUGUUAUUUUCCUUAAUUGUUUUCCAAAACUGGGAGCUUUUUGGCUCUGUCUGUACUACACUUGGUCUUCAAGAAUUCUUAUUCCCAUGAAUGCGUUUACGUUUUGAAAUGCCUGAUAAACAUGGUUAUUCAACCUCUCAAA
Messenger RNA from Ipomoea triloba (trilobed morning glory), 2029 nucleotides. RefSeq names its product protein SLOW WALKER 1. Gene Ontology annotation, cellular component: nucleolus. The record is from RefSeq and is a predicted model, not a curated record. The transcript has 2 exons. The coding region runs from base 124 to 1716 and encodes 530 amino acids. Gene Ontology annotation, molecular function: protein binding. Lineage: Eukaryota; Viridiplantae; Streptophyta; Magnoliopsida; Solanales; Convolvulaceae. Gene Ontology annotation, biological process: rRNA processing; positive regulation of transcription by RNA polymerase I.